GGAUGCCGCCCGCGAGCCCCGCGCCCCUCCUGCAGCGCCCCGCGCUCCUCGCCUCCCGCCAGGCGGGGUGCGGCGAGAGCGACAACUCGCCGUGCUGGCACCACUGCUGCGACCCGGCGGCGGGCCUCGCUCCUCUCGACGCGCGCCAGGCGGCCGACGAGGCAGACAGCCUGCCGCCGCAGCCGCACGGGCCCCCGGUCAUAUCGUCCGCUCCGAGGCCGCCAGCAGCGCCCGCCGCGGGUGGCGAAGGCUGGAAUGUCGACAAGGGCGGUCAGGAGGGGUGCGAUUGCAGCUGCAUCAAGGAUGGAAGCAAGAUCGCCGACCCAGACUGCAGCGGCGACGUCCCCAGCGUGGGCUGCCAGAUGCACUGCGCGAGGGAGGCCAAGGUCCCCGCGGUGCUGGCCGGGGGAGGCCGCCCCCUGGAGCCGCGGGCCUGGUUCCAGCCCUGGCCCGAGGAGGAGGGCAUCCCGAUGCCGCCCAACUUCGCUGGGGCCUUCUUCAACCACACGCUGUGGGGCGGCGACGCUGCGUGGCGGGGCGGCGGCGCCAGCGCCAACGCCGGCGCCAGCGGCGGCGCCAGCGGCGGCGCCAGCGGCGGCGCCAGCGGCGGCGCCAGCGGCGGCUCCGGCGGCGGCGCCGGCGGCGGGCCGCCGGGCGGCUCGGGCAGCGGCGGCGGCCCGCACGCGGCGUGGGGC
Messenger RNA from Prorocentrum cordatum, 695 nucleotides. Lineage: Eukaryota; Dinophyceae; Prorocentrales; Prorocentraceae. The record is from the annotation of a GenBank genome assembly.